UUUUUUUUGUUUUGUUUUGUUUUUUUUCUUUUCAAACGUUUUCAAAAAUGAAUAAUGACAAAAGUAGCGUGAUUGUCGAUCACAUUAAACAGAAAAUAAAUGAUGCUCAUUUAAGACCCGAAGAAAUCCAAGCUAUUGAUAAAGCCCGAAACCAAGUGUUUACUAGAAGUACAGUAGGUACUUUGGUAUUCGGUAGACGUAGAAGGAUUAGUGUAUUUUUGAUGAUACCAUUUGUCAGUGGUGGUUUCUUGUUUGGAUCACAAUUAGGUAUGCUGUCGGGCAUUAUGGCUGGUAAACGAACCAUUGAAAAGCUACCUGAUCAAGCACGUCUUAUUAAUUUAGUAAAGGAGAUACAAAAAGAAGUAAUGGAGGCGAAUGGCUAUGUCAGAGACUCUUCCAGUGAUAUCUUUGCUCGUCCUCGACCUAUGACACCUGAAGAAAAACAGGAAUAUAAACAAAAGACAUUACUUGAUAAUGAUGCUAACAAUAAUAAUGAUCCUUCUGAUUGGUGGAGCAGUACUGAUGAUGAUGAUAAUAUGUUUAUGAAUGAUAACAAUAAUGAUAAUGAUACAUGGUUAACUAACGAUCAGGUUCCUUCAAAUACAACAGCAACGACAUGGGAUAGAAUUAGACAACAAAAUAUGAGUAAAUAGUUACGUAUUGUAUUUACUGAAUGUUUUGAUAGUAUAACAAUAAUAAUAAAAAGAAUAUACUACGACUAAGCUAAGCUGAUGUAGAAGAAAUAAGUCAUAUACGACACUUGCUAGAAAGUCUAAAAUUAGGACUAUUUUACCUACAUCAUGUCUUUAAUAUAUCGACAU
Molecule: messenger RNA, 821 nt
Organism: Cokeromyces recurvatus
Lineage: Eukaryota; Fungi; Mucoromycota; Mucoromycetes; Mucorales; Mucoraceae
Exons: 3
Coding region: 48-653 (201 amino acids)
Source: RefSeq, a predicted model, not a curated record